Boleophthalmus pectinirostris (great blue-spotted mudskipper) is the source of this 1539-nucleotide messenger RNA. RefSeq names its product solute carrier family 26 member 6 (gene slc26a6.1). Gene Ontology annotation, biological process: transmembrane transport. Gene Ontology annotation, cellular component: membrane. Lineage: Eukaryota; Metazoa; Chordata; Actinopteri; Gobiiformes; Gobiidae. Gene Ontology annotation, molecular function: secondary active sulfate transmembrane transporter activity; oxalate transmembrane transporter activity; chloride transmembrane transporter activity. The transcript is spliced from 14 exons. Bases 1 to 1539 code for a protein of 512 amino acids. The record is from RefSeq and is a predicted model, not a curated record.
AUGGCCAAUGCGAUGAUGGUGGGGGUUCCUCCAGUUUACGGUCUGUACUCGUCUCUGUAUCCUCUCAUCAUCUACUUUAUCUUUGGUACUUCCAGACAUCUCUCCAUUGGUACAUUUGCGGUCCUGUCCAUCAUGGUUGGUUCUGUCACUGCAGAGGUGGAACAGAGUGCGGCUGGAACAGAGGCCGACGUGGAGGCAGCCAAAGUGAACGUGGCCAUACAGGUCACCUUUAUCUGUGGACUCAUUCAGUUGGCGCUGCUGUUGCUGGUGGGAGGAGGGGUGGCGCGCUGGCUCUCGGUCUCUGUGAUCCGAGCGUACGUGGCGGCAGCUGGGGCCCAUGUCAUCAUUCUGCAGCUGCCUCUGAUGAUGGGCAUCCAGACCCAGAAAUACUCCGGAGUCCUGCCUUCCAUAUGGACUCUUCGGGACGUGCUGUGUGGGGCCUCCUCCUCUCUGCCUGCUGCUCUGGGCUUGUCUUGUGUCUCUAUUGUGGUUAUGAUCGGAGGAAAACUACUCAACGACAGAUUCAAACACAAACUCCCUGUGGCCGUGCCCUGGGAGCUCAUCACGAUCAUUCUGAGCACCCUCGUGUCCGUGCAGAUGGACCUGUCCGGGUCGUACCAUGUGCAGGUGGUGGGACACAUUCCGAGUGGCCUCUCUCUCCCCCGCCUCCCCGCUCUCCCCUCUCUCUCCUCCCUCUCUUCUCUCCUCCUCCCCAGCCUCUCCACUGCUCUGGUCGGGUUCAGCUUCCUCUCUGCAAUGGGGACCGUCUUUGCCCAAAAACAUGGAUACAAAGUGAACCACAACCAGGAGCUGUUGGCGUUGGGUUUGUGUAACUCAGUGGGAUCCAUGUUCCAGUGUUUUACCGUCAGCUGCUCUUUCUCCAGGAGCAACGUGCAGGACAACAUCGGGGUCAAAACUCAGAUGGCUGGUUUGGUGUCGGCUUUGAUGAUUUUACUGAUUCUGCUGAAGAUCGGACAUCUAUUUGAACAACUGCCAAAGUGUGUGUUGGCUGCGGUGAUUGUGGUGAACCUUUAUAAAACUGUGACUCAGCUCAGAGACCUGUGUGAGCUCUGGAGGACCGACAAGACGGACCUGUGUGUUUGGCUGGCCUCUUUCUUCUCCACUCUGGUCUUUAACCUGGACCUGGGCCUGGCUCUGUCUGUGCUCAUCUCUGUGCUGUCUCUGCUCUACAGGACUCAGCGCUUGUCAGCUGCUCCUGUCAUUCUGGGUCAGAUAACAGACACGGGCCUUUAUAGAGAUCCGAGAGUGUUUUCACAGGCCAAACCAGUCGAAGGAGUGACUGUUCUGUCCUGUUCUGGUCCACUUUACUUCGCCAACACUGACUUGGUUUUCAGCUCCAUCAGAGAAACAGUAAAGACUAUGGUUCCGUUGGAGGGCCAGUUCUCCCCUCUCUCCUCGUCUUCUUCCUCCCAAACGCGAUGCUUAGUCCUGGAUUUCGGCUUGGUCCAGUUCGUCGAUUCUAUGGCCACGAAAACCCUCACCAAGUGUUUUGAUGCUUUGACCAAAAAGAUCAAAUAG